AUGCCUUUCGGAAACAGGUCCAAGAAAUACUGGAUCGUGCCGCAAGAAUCCCUUGCGCCUGAUGACCUGGUGCUGGGCAGCAUUCUCAAAAAGCCCAACGACACAAUAGACAUUCUCAAUCGCCGCGCCGUCGUGGCAAUCGACCCGUCGCUUGUUAUUCACGAGCGUGAGCAAGUCACCAAAAGCCUCGGCGACGCCGUUGAUUCCGGCUUUGGGGCAGGUAUCGGCGCCUCGUCGGUCCUCGCCGCCAUCCUCGGAGCAUCCCCCACGCUUGAGGGGAAAUGGGCCACAGGCGUGUCCGACAACAUUGAGGCAACGAGGGUUCGCGCUCAGCAUUUCGUGCCACCAGCAGAAUAUGUCAACAAAGCGCUGCGAACACAGGAAAUGGACAGCUACGUGCGACAGUCAUUUUUCAGUGCACCGGUUUACAUGGUCGUUGGGGUUGCGAUAGCCAGCACAUUGACGCGGACGGCGAAUGCUUCAGCAGACAGGGGAGGCAAGGCCGGUGUUGGCUUGGGCCCGCCAGGAACAGGUGUCGAAGUCUCCGCCGACCUGUCGGCAAACAGGAACACCAAGUCCAGCUACCACGACUCCGUCGAAGGCGACGUCGUGCUGGCAUACCGGCUGCGGCGAUUCCGCUACUCCAAGAGGCGGGACGAGUUCGUCAAAAAUGACGAGGACGAGACGAAACACGCACGAUACGGCACGGAUGAGGAUGAUGCCCCACAGAGCGAAGACGACGAAGGUGUCAACGAGGUCGCUGUCUUCUCGUUUUUUGAUGGCGAGGAUGUUGAGGCUGGCGAUGCCGGCCUGCAAGGGUUUGCGGAGGAAGAUGGCAGCGACGAGUAUUCUGAUUCGAGCGAUGAUUGA
Messenger RNA from Purpureocillium lilacinum, 870 nucleotides. RefSeq lists its product as uncharacterized. Lineage: Eukaryota; Fungi; Ascomycota; Sordariomycetes; Hypocreales; Ophiocordycipitaceae. The record is from RefSeq and is a predicted model, not a curated record.